Molecule: messenger RNA, 8133 nt
Organism: Octodon degus (degu)
Lineage: Eukaryota; Metazoa; Chordata; Mammalia; Rodentia; Octodontidae
Gene: Slitrk4
Product: SLIT and NTRK like family member 4
Exons: 2
Coding region: 144-2657 (837 amino acids)
Biological process (GO): regulation of presynapse assembly; positive regulation of synapse assembly; axonogenesis
Cellular component (GO): glutamatergic synapse; membrane
Molecular function (GO): protein binding
Source: RefSeq, a predicted model, not a curated record
AAAGCUCCAUCCUGGACUACGUAGAGAUCAUCGCGAAAACUGCAACGCGGGUUGUGGCGGGGCAGGCCCUGCACAAGACCCCGGGCUUCAGAGAUUAUUUCUCUUUAUUAAGAAGCAUAAAGUUGUUUGCCGAUUGCAAGAAGAUGUUUCUUUGGCUCUUUCUGAUUUUCUCAGCCCUGAUUUCUUCGACAAAUGCAGAUUCUGACAUCUCAGUGGAAAUUUGCAAUGUUUGCUCCUGCGUGUCAGUGGAGAAUGUGCUCUAUGUCAACUGUGAGAAAGUUUCAGUAUACAGGCCAAAUCAGCUGAAACCACCUUGGUCUAAUUUUUAUCACCUUAAUUUCCAAAACAAUUUUUUAAAUAUCCUCUAUCCAAAUACAUUCUUGAAUUUUUCACAUGCAGUCUCCCUGCAUCUGGGAAAUAAUAAACUGCAGAACAUUGAGGGAGGGGCCUUUCUGGGGCUUAGUGCACUAAAGCAGUUGCACUUGAACAACAAUGAAUUAAAGAUUCUCCGAGCUGACACUUUCCUUGGCAUAGAGAACUUGGAGUAUCUCCAGGCUGACUACAAUUUAAUCAAGUAUAUUGAACGAGGAGCCUUCAAUAAGCUCCACAAACUGAAAGUUCUCAUUCUUAAUGACAAUCUGAUUUCAUUCCUUCCCGAUAAUAUUUUCCGAUUCGCAUCUUUGACCCAUCUGGAUAUACGAGGGAACAGAAUCCAGAAGCUCCCCUACAUUGGAGUUCUGGAACACAUUGGCCGUGUAGUCGAAUUGCAACUGGAAGAUAACCCUUGGAACUGUAGCUGUGAUUUGUUGCCUUUAAAAGCGUGGCUGGAGAAUAUGCCAUAUAAUAUUUACAUAGGUGAAGCUAUCUGUGAAACUCCCAGUGACUUAUAUGGAAGGCUUUUAAAAGAAACCAACAAACAAGAAUUAUGCCCCAUGGGCACAGGCAGUGAUUUUGAUGUCCGUAUUUUGCCUCCUUCUCAGCUGGAAAAUGGUUACACAACUCCCAAUGGUCACACUACUCAAACAUCCUUGCACAGAUUAGUGACUAAACCACCAAAAACAACAAAUCCUUCUAAGAUCUCUGGAAUCGUGGCUGGCAAAGCCCUCUCCAACCGCAAUCUCAGUCAGAUUGUAUCUUAUCAAACAAGGGUGCCUCCUCUCACACCCUGCCCAGCGCCUUGCUUUUGCAAAACACAUCCUUCAGAUUUGGGACUGAGUGUGAACUGCCAGGAGAAAAACAUACAAUCCAUGUCUGAACUCAUACCAAAACCUUUAAAUGCAAAGAAAUUGCACGUCAAUGGCAACAGCAUCAAAGAUGUGGACAUCUCAGACUUCGCUGAGUUUGAAGGACUGGAUUUGCUCCACUUAGGCAGCAAUCAGAUUACAGUGAUCAAGGGAGAUGUUUUUCACAAUCUUACUAAUUUACGCAGGCUCUAUCUCAAUGGCAAUCAGAUCGAGAGACUCUAUCCUGAAAUCUUUUCAGGCCUUCAUAACCUGCAGUAUCUGUAUUUGGAAUACAAUUUGAUUAAGGAAAUCUUAGCAGGUACUUUUGACUCCAUGCCCAAUUUGCAGUUAUUGUACUUAAACAAUAAUCUCCUAAAAAGCCUACCUGUUUACAUUUUUUCUGGAGCACCCCUAGCUAGACUAAACCUGAGGAACAACAAAUUCAUGUACCUUCCUGUCAGUGGGGUGCUUGAUCAGCUGCAGUCUCUGACACAGAUUGACUUGGAGGGCAACCCAUGGGACUGCACUUGUGACUUAGUGGCAUUAAAACUGUGGCUGGAGAAGUUAAACGACGGGAUUGUUGUGAAAGAACUCAAAUGUGAAACACCUGUUCAGUUUGCCAACAUCGAACUGAAGUCCCUCAAAAAUGAAAUCUUGUGUCCCAAACUUUUAAACAAGCCAUCUGCGCCAUUCACAAGCCCUGCACCUGCCAUUGCAUUCACCACCCCUUUGGGACCCAUUCGAAGUCCUCCUGGUGGCCCAGUGCCUCUAUCUAUUUUAAUCUUAAGUAUCUUAGUGGUCCUCAUUUUAACAGUCUUUGUUGCUUUUUGCCUUCUUGUUUUUGUGCUGCGACGCAACAAGAAACCCACGGUGAAGCACGAAGGCCUGGGGAAUCCUGAAUGUGGCUCGAUGCAGCUGCAGCUACGGAAGCAUGACCACAAAACCAAUAAAAAAGACGGCCUGAGCACAGAAGCUUUUAUUCCACAAACCAUAGAACAGAUGAGCAAGAGUCACACCUGUGGCUUGAAAGAGUCAGACACUGCGUUCAUGUUUUCAGAUCCCCCUGGACAGAAAGUCAUUCUGAGAAAUGUUGCUGACAAGGACAAAGAUUUAUUGCAUGUGGAUACCAGGAAGAGACUGAGCACAAUCGAUGAACUGGAUGAAUUAUUCCCUAGCAGAGAUUCCAAUGUGUUUAUCCAAAAUUUUCUUGAAAGCAAAAAGGAGUACAAUAGCAUAGGUGUCAGCGGCUUCGAGAUCCGCUAUCCAGAAAAACAGCAAGAUAAAAAAAACAAGAAGUCACUGAUCGGUGGCAAUCAUAGUAAAAUUGUUGUGGAGCAAAGGAAGGGCGAAUAUUUUGAACUGAAGUCCAAACUUCAGAGUACUCCUGACUACCUACAAGUCCUUGAGGAGCAAACAGCUUUGAACAAGAUAUAGGUCAUUCAAUCUGGCUUCACACAGAGGACAUUUAUUUAAUGAUGAAAGUGCCUUUUGUUGACUUCUAACUUCCAAAUACUAUGUUAUCAAUAGGCAUAGAGGCAGGUGUUUCCAAGGUGUAUCAUUAACUCUAGUUGCAAAGAUGUGUCAAGUAGAAGAGAAUUUCCUUAAUAGAUUUUACUACAGAAAACCUAUACUGUGGAGUCCUGUGGGGAUACUGCAAACUCUGUCGCCAAAGGGAUGCUUAUAUACAUAGUACACUGAAUUUAACCUCAAGAGGCAGAUCUGUUUUGUACACCAAUACAAAACUACGUCUCUUUGUGCUUCAUAAAGCAAACUCAAGAAAACUGGUACCAGUGUUGGUACUUCAGCUGGGUCCUUCAUCUUGCACGUAGAUUAAGCUGGUAGAACUGGAAUAAUCCUUUUGAUUUGUGGCAUUGUAACAACUCUCUGUAAAGAUUAUCUGAAAAGUGUAAAAAAACAAAAAAGCAUGCAAAGAGAGAACAUUCGACAGUAUGUGUAAAUCGGUAACCUCAAUGGCCUGCAUCUUGAAAUCGCUGGAUUUAUAAUGUUAAAUUGUGCAAAUAUUGUUUAAAAUAUACCAUGCAUUAUGUAACUAUAAAUUAAAUCUGAACACUUUAAGCAUUAUCUGUCUAUACAUAAAAAUCUAAAAGAGAAAACAAUCAGUGUGAGUUAUAUAGCAUUUGUGGUGAUCUGAAGAAAUAUGUUUAUCCGAAUUAAACAUGACUCAAAUUCAACUGACAUUAGAGUUUGUUCUCAGUUAUGUGAAAUACCCACAAUCCUUAAAGGUUGUCCAAACUUAGCAAAGUGCUUACCGUGUGAGCGCACCCAAAGCUAUUUUUGUAAUAUAAUUCAUAUUUAUGAAGUACUUUGUAUACUAAAUAAGAAGAUAUGUACUCCUUAAUAUGUAUUUAAUAUGCUUGACUUGCUUUCCUGAUCACAGUGAAUUUAUCAGUAAGUAUAAAUUUAGAUAGAAAAAUAUACUGAACUGAAACUGAAGCUAAUGUGUACAGAAAUAUUUUGGACUUUGUGAUCAGGUAUAAAUUAAAAACAGAAAAAGCAAAAAACAAACAAAAAGAAAGAAAAAUACCAAAAAAAUAAUUCUGUGCUAUUCUUGUGAAUUUAGCAUAUUAUCUUCAGAUUUGUUACCAAUUGUGCAUUUUAAAAUAGGUUCCUUAGUUUUAUAGUAUUGUGUCUGGGGCAGUUGUUAUUUGCUGUCAGUUGUCUUGCUUUCCAGGACUCUAUGAGCUUAAUUCAAAUAGUUUUCACUACAAAUAUUAAAAAAUAAUGACUAAGGUAAAUAGUAUCUUAUAUGCAUCAGUAUCCUGUUCUUUCAUCAUUCUGACUACUAUCAGAUAAUCUAGUAGAACUGUAAACAUCAUGGUAAUCUUGGCUAUCUAUCAAAGCCACACUGUAAAACGCUUGCAUUGGUAUCAGAUGAGCUCCCAGUCUGCAACUACAAAUGAUAUGCCCCUAUGUUUGCUUGUGCUAUUAAGUUCUAAGUCAAAACUGGUCAAAGAAAUGAAUCAUUUGAUAACUGGUGAUAUUUAAAGAUUUUUAGGAGCUCUCAAUUAUUAAAUUGAUGUCCAGAAAUGCAUUGCCUUCUUGGCCAGUCUGUGUGUGUGCAUGUGUGUGUGUGCGUGUGUGUGCGUGUGUGUGUGUAAUAUCCAUCUCUUAUAGAUCACUGUAUUAAUCAGUUAAAUAACUGAGAAGGUAAGCAUAGACAUUCUUCAUGAAUUUCAAGUGGCAGAUGUUUUUGUGAAGCUUCAAAAAUGAUGUGGUUAAAGCUGUAACAGCAAUUAGUCUAUCAAGCACUAAUUUCAGGGCUGUGUGUUUGUUUCAAGAUUAAAAAUAAAACGUAGUAUUAUUGCAAGUGUGUGUGUGUGAGUUUGUGUGUGGAUUUGAGUAUGUAUUCAUACAUAUAGAUAAUUUGGAGAUUUUUUAAAUAGAAAAAAAUCUCCAUAUGUAUGUGUUGGUGCUCUUAAAACUUUAAUGUGUAGUUUUAAUUUUCAUGACAAUGUCUGUGAAUACUUUAUAUGAAUACAAAAAUCUAAACAAAUAUUUGCUUUCUGAUCUCAAAAGAAAAGACAAGAUGUGUGCUCAACAGCUUGUGUUCAUCUGCAAUUUCAUAAAGACUUUUAAUAUGCCAUUACCAUGCAUGCAAGCAUCCAUGGAUUAAAGGGCUCCUAAUGCAUACUGACAGGAUAAAGAUGCAAAGGCUUCAAAGGAAAUGUUUUAGUUUAUCCUGUCAAUAAAGUAUGGAUUUAGGAAUCUUAAGGAGACAUUUAUGGGAGGAAGCAGAAAGCUCCAUCCAUGAUCUGGGAAUGAUAGGUCAUUGGGAUUAUGCCUUUUAUUCAGUGUGGUGAUGCUUUGAAGAUGUUUCAAGACUUCUAUAGAAUUGUCAAUGGCAAGAGUACUUGCCACCAUCUCAAAGCUUGCUGUAGUAUAUUGGCUAUCUCAUCUUCUUCUGCUGAAAGGUAUAAAUGUGCAAAAUUUUUAGGAAAAAGUAAUUUAACGUAUGUGGUUAUUUGGAGGUUCUAAUUGUAAAUUAAAUAACAAAUUCUCGGUUAAGGCUGAUAUACUUUCCUUAACUAAAGUCAUUGUGCCUACAUUAUACAGUGUAUACUAUUUUGCACCAGUCUCUCAUUAGUUCUACUUGUACAUUUUAUGAUAGUGUAGAGUUAGGCAUAAGUUCUGAGUUGAGUACAAGAACAGAUAAAAUGCUGUAUCUACAUUUUUUUGGCUUCAAUUUUAACCUUGAUAUUAGUUUAACCCCUUGAGGUAUGACUUGUACGUUGGUACAGCAUUUUUAGUAGAGCUUUGAUUCAAAUCUUGAAAAUCCAAGAAGUACUAAUUUCUAACGUGGUCUGACACGUGAUCGGCUUCUUGGCAUUGUAUUCAUGUCUAUGAACUGUGUUAGAGCGGUGGCAAAGGAAACUAGAUAUUAUAAAAUCAGUGAAGGGGUUGAGAUAAUAUAUUGUGUCUGUGUAAUAUAAAUCAAGUUUUACAUUAUUUUUCUAUGAGAUCAAUAAAGAUGAUUGAAUUCUUUAAAGUAAAUCUUUGUGUAAUUUUAUGAGAAAGCAGCUAUUAAAGUACAGUGAUUGAAGUCUAUAAGGCAAUUUAUAUUCUAUAUUUAGUUUUCCAUUGUGAAUAAUAAAGUGAAUAAAUAUAUUAAUUAGAAAGUCAUUUAAUACCAUCUUUCUUUUGUUGCUUUUAAAAAAAAAACAUUUAAUUUUAUAAGUCAUAAAUAUGCAUAAUUUAUACAGGGCAUGGCCUCAUGAGUAAUAUCAACAGGUAUUUCAGAUUUAGCAGAACACAUCUAGAAACAUAUGGUGAAAAAUUAUAUCAUUUGCAUGAGUUUUAUAUUGACAUUGUCUGAAAUGAGCACAGUGAAGUUUUUUUUGUUGUUGUUGCUGUUGUUGUUAUUGUUGUCGCAUCCAAAGAAUUGGGGAGAAAAAUAUAUUAAGAAUGUAUUUAUAAUCACUAUUUUGAAAUAAAGUAAAGAAAAAGCAUUGUAUUGUUUUUACCCUGAUUUGACUUUUAGUAUUUUAGGUUAGUUUGUAAAACAAAAAUCAAGUAAUGCUGUAAGAGCUAAUGUAAAUGACAAAAAGGAACUGUUUUAAUGACUUUUGUUUGCUUUUAAUUACAUCCAGGUAUUAGAAUUUAUUAAAUGCCAUUUUUAUGAAAGUAUUAAUAAAAUUAUUUGCUACAAUGGUAUUUCUGAAACCACAGUUUGUUAAAUAUAUCUAUAUUUCCAUUAUUUUUAGAAGAAAUAAAACAGUAAAAAAACUGAUCAUAUUGCUCAGAUUUGACGGUAAGAUACAUAGCUUUAGAAUACUGUUUAUAUCCAACCUAACUGCAAAUCUCUUAAAAGAUGCUUUCUGCACAAACAUCUUUGCAAUCUGUUUUUGUUCCCACUGUCAGCCCCUUUGGAGAAAAGUGAGACAAUGCCAACAGUGACAUGCUUUGAUUUUGGCCCACUCUCAUUAAUUGGUUGGAAUCUGAUGUAACUUCACAUAAGCAAAUAUUGCUAGUCAGUCUGAACUAUCUACUCAGCUUUCAAGACAAACUUUGGGACUUCUGUAUUUCAUGGCCAACAUGACUGAUCUCAAGUUAGUUACCUAUUUAUGGGGUGAAUUGUGAUUUUUAUUUACUUCUCUUCAAGAAGACCUAAUUUAUCAGUCUAUCAUUAUGCACAGUUACUGUGUUCAAGGAAAAUGAAACAAAUGCAUUGUGAAUAAUUUAAGAGCAGAGAAUAUACAUGCAUGGAGUUGGCCAAUAAUAUUUAUUAAGACACUUAAGACAAAUAAAGAUAGAAAGGAUCAUAGAAAGUACAAAUUUAGAUUUUUUUGCCCUCACAUCUGCACACAGCUAAGCUGAAAGUGUAAACAGUAUAGGUCACAUAUAUAAGUACUUUUCAAGUAAAGGUCUGUGAAUCACAGCACAUACAUCAGGAAAUUGAGUUAUGAAACUUGAGUACAAGAGUAGACCUCAGGCCCUCUUUCAUGUAGGAAAAUGGCACCAAAUCAAGGAUUCACUUCAUUUCCAGUGCUCAUUAAAUUAGUUACUAUGGUCAGAUGGGAUGAGUUAAAAUAUCCUGCUUGUCAUGUAUCUUACUGGGAAUAAUUGAAGGUAUAUAAUAAGUUCAUCUUGUAAUUGUUAACGUUCAAUUUAAGAUUUGCUGAGGAUCUGUCCUUUGUUAAAUUGAAAACAGAAGGGUCAAGUAAAUUUAAUAGUACAUUUUAACCCAUAAUGUGAUUUUGAUAUUUUAUUUAUUUAUUCAUUUAUUGUUUAGUUUCCAUUAGUUGAUAUGAUUGCAUUUAUGAGUAUGAAAUUGAAGGAAGGAAAUUGAUGAUGAUAUUUAAAAUGUUUUAAAAUUAACUUCUUGUUUCUAGGUCUAUAGAGGAAAAAUAAAGAGGAGCUCUGAGACACUAGAAUAUUUUGGGCUUUUCUUUGUUAAUUACAAGAUCACCUCUUAUAAAGCCCAGAAGAAAGAGAAAAUUGCGCAGUUCUCCACUUAUUUUACUUUUGUACACACCAUCUAAUAGAAAUAGAUUCAUGAGAUUCAAUAAUAAAGUAAAAAUGACAAAUUGCUUUUUUAAUUCAAAAGCUUCAUGAAUGAGAACUUCAGAGAGAUAAAUGCAAAUAUGUAAUGAAUCAUUACUUUUUAAUUAGCUUUAGAAAGAUAUUACUGUUUUAAAAUUCCUGUGUAUUUCUCUUGGUUGGCAACUCACUAGACCUGGUUAACAAUCUUAGAAAGCCGUGUUGUACAGUGGAUAUUGCUCAUGGAAACAUUUGAAAAUCGUAGUGAAUUCUGUUCUCCUGCCUAAGACUUGGCAAUGUAUAUUUCCAUCAUUGUUUCAUGUAAACUGAACCUUUGUGCUAUAAUUCUGGAGUUGGUAUGCAGUAACUUUAAUGCUGUUUUCACAAAUAAAAGUCUUUCUUAUAGGUCAAA